Molecule: messenger RNA, 382 nt
Organism: Manacus vitellinus (golden-collared manakin)
Lineage: Eukaryota; Metazoa; Chordata; Aves; Passeriformes; Pipridae
Product: class II histocompatibility antigen, B-L beta chain-like
Exons: 2
Biological process (GO): positive regulation of T cell activation; antigen processing and presentation of exogenous peptide antigen via MHC class II; immunoglobulin production involved in immunoglobulin-mediated immune response
Cellular component (GO): MHC class II protein complex; membrane
Molecular function (GO): MHC class II protein complex binding
Source: RefSeq, a predicted model, not a curated record
AUGGGGGGGGACGGGGCACCCCCUGACCCAUGUCCUGCACACACAGGGGUAUUCCAGGAGCUGGGAACAUUUGAGUGUUACUUCAUUAACGGCACCGAGCGGGUGAGGCUCGUGGAGAGGCUCAUCUACAACCGGGAGCAGUACGUGCACUAUGACAGCGAUGUGGGGGUGUUUGUGGGGGACACCCCGCGUGGGGAGAAGAUUGCCAGGGACUGGAACAGCCUCCCAGAAGUGAUGGAGCUCAGACAGGCUCAGGUGGACACGCUCUGUCGGCACAACUACAAGAUCAUCACCCCGUUCAGUGUGGAGAGGAGAGUGCCCCCCAGCGUGUCCAUCUCGCUGGUGCCGUCGAGCUCCCAGCCCGGCCCCGGCCGCCUGCUCU